Messenger RNA from Sinocyclocheilus rhinocerous, 635 nucleotides. RefSeq lists its product as uncharacterized. The transcript has a single exon. NCBI's taxonomy places the organism in Eukaryota, Metazoa, Chordata, Actinopteri, Cypriniformes, Cyprinidae. The record is from RefSeq and is a predicted model, not a curated record. Bases 18 to 635 code for a protein of 205 amino acids.
UAUUGCAAGGGGGCAGAAUGGGAGCAAAGCUCAGUCGGAAGAAGAGUGAAGUGGGGAUAGGAGCAGAGACAACAGGUCCAGCUGAACAAGAGACUGGAACAGCAGAGGGUUCACCUGUGGCUGAAAAUGCAGAGCAGAAAUGUUCUGAAGGUGAGAUUCAAGAAGAGAGCAAGCCUGCAGAAGAGAAGUCGGACUCUUCAACCAGUGUUCUGCAAAGCCUUACACAAGCUGUAGGAGAAACGGUCAACGCAGUCACUGAGCAGAUUGCUGCACCAGUGGAAGAUGUUGUAAACAAAGGUAUCGAGGCAGUGGAGUCCGCACUGGCAUCCAUCAGCCUGAUUGAGAAGGAACCUGUUGCUCCAGAGAAAGAACCUGAACAGAAGUCUGACCCUGUGGUAGAUCUCGCUGAUUCUGAUGUUCUCCAAGAACCCAGCCUCUUGGAUGACCUCCUGAAAUCUCCAAUCUCAGAAGCCCUCAUUUCUGGAGUCACUAUGGUGAGUGAAGACAUAACCAGCAGGGUAGUGGAAAACAAAAUUAGUAAUCCUGCACCAGCUGAGAACAAGGAUUUGUUGGAAUGUCUAGAUAAGGUGGAGACUCCCUCAGUGGACCUCCUGGACUGUAAACUGACCCAUUAA